Hemiscyllium ocellatum (epaulette shark) is the source of this 2139-nucleotide messenger RNA. RefSeq names its product adenylate kinase 7b (gene ak7b). Gene Ontology annotation, molecular function: ATP binding; AMP kinase activity. The coding region runs from base 1 to 2139 and encodes 712 amino acids. NCBI's taxonomy places the organism in Eukaryota, Metazoa, Chordata, Chondrichthyes, Orectolobiformes, Hemiscylliidae. The transcript has 18 exons. Gene Ontology annotation, biological process: nucleobase-containing compound metabolic process. Gene Ontology annotation, cellular component: cytoplasm. The record is from RefSeq and is a predicted model, not a curated record.
AUGGCCGAGGAGGACAGUGAGGUUUCACCUGGCAAAGUCCGCAGCAAACGGAUCUUCCUCAACCACUUGGACUCGUGCGUCGGGAGCCACACAGGCAAAUACCUAUCUAACUGUGUGGUUGGAGCAUCGUUGGAGGCACCACUAGAGGAAGAACAAAUUGAGGAAGAGAGUGAUUCAGUCCAAAGUAUUCCAGUGGCCAAAGGGACAUAUAAGGUGGUGGGAACGCAGAGAAACCCUGAUGCCCAGAAGCCUGAUUUUGCUUUUGAAAUCUUCUCUUUUAAUUCAAGGGAACAGCUAUUGGAGUAUCUUCUGGACUGUGACAUCAUUAUCUAUAAUAUCACAGAAACAACUGAGCAAAUUGAUGAAGCCUCCUGGGCAGUUUCAGCAUUGCAUUCAGAGAUAGGAAAUUUUGAAAGCUCAAAAACAUUCAUUCUGUUGUCAACAAUAAUGACAUGGGGACAAACCAAGACCACUGAUCCCGAAGAUAUGUUAACAGAAGAUGAGUAUCGGAGAAGAAAAGCCCAUCCAAACUUUAAGGAUCACCUCAGCCUUGAGAAAUUAGUUAUCAAACUUGGAAAAACUAAGCGCAGAUUUACUACAUUUGUUGUUGCUUCUGGGCUUGUUUAUGGAAUGGAAGAAAGUGUUUUUCACUACUUUUUUAAGGAGGCCUGGCUUGGGCUGAAUCCAGCAAUACCAUGCUUUGGAGCAGGAAAAAAUGUUGUUCCAACCAUUCAUGUCAAAGAUUUAGCUGGAGUGAUACAAAAUAUAAUAGAACGAAAACCAAAAACAAACUACAUUCUUGCAAUGGAUGACUCAAAGCACAAGAUGAAAGAAAUAGUCAAGGCGAUCAGCAAACUUGGGCCUGGCAAGGUUCAACACGUUCCUGAAGCAGAUGCCCUGCUCAACUAUGACUUGACGCAAUCAGAUCUUGAUCACUUGAUGGUGAAUCUGACAAUGGAGGCUUUUUUCAUCAAAGAAAACUUCAACAUCCACUGGGUGGCUGAAAAUGGUAUUGUGGAAAACAUUCAGAACCUUUUCAAAGAAUUCAAGCAAUCUCGAGUACUUCUGCCACUAAAAAUCGCAAUUCUGGGACCUCCUGCAGUAGGGAAAACCUCAAUAGCAGAGAAGCUGGCUAAACACUACAAGCUACACCAUAUCAAAAUAAAAGAUGUCAUUGAAGAAGCUAUUGCAAAUCUGGAAUUAAAAAGUACACAGCCUGAAAUUGAAGAAGCUGAAGAAGCUGAGGAAGAAGGUGAUGACACAGGUGUCAAAGAUGCCCAGGACCUCCUCGACCAAGUCAGAGACAAUAUGGAGCAGAAUGGGGGUCGUUUGGAUGAUGGAUUUGUCAUCAAGUUUAUGAAGGAUAAGUUGUCAUCGAUGCCUUGCCAGAACCAGGGUUUUAUUCUUGAUGGCUAUCCUAAGACAUACUUACAAACCAAGGAACUUUUCAGUGUUGAAGAAGAUGAGGAAGAAGAAACUACCUUGAAUAAAUCACCUCAAUAUGACAAAGUAAUUACUCCAGAAUACAUCUUUUCUUUGGAAGCUUCCAAUGAGUUCCUGAAGAAUCGUGCUUUAAACCUGCCAGAGAGCCUUGUGGUUGGAACCCACUAUACACAAGACAAGUUCAUGCGCCAUCUUGCCCAGUACAGGGAACAAAAUACAGAAGACGAAACACUCCUUAAUUAUUUUGAUGAGAUUGAGAUUCAUCCUGUGCACAUUGAUGUUUCUCAAGAUAAUGAUGCUGAAAACACUCCAGUCAUUGAUGAUAUUAUUAAAAUUGUGGGAUCUGCUAAGAACUAUGGGCCAACACCUGAGGAGCUGAAAGAACUGCAACGCAGACAGGCAGAUGAGCGCCUGGCCAGAGAGGCUGCUGAAAUUGCAGAGCGAGAACGAAGGGAAGCAGAGGAAGCAGCAGAAAAAAUGGCACGCUGGGAGGAAUGGAGCAAGCGUCUGGAGGAGGUAAAGAGACAAGAACAGGAAUUUCUUGAAGCCCAUUCAGUCCCAUUACGAAAUUAUUUAAUGCAGAAUGUCAUGCCAACACUGACCAAGGGACUGAUUGAGUGCUGCAAAAUCAGGCCCAGUGAUCCAGUUGACUUCUUGGCUGAAUACCUGUUCAAGCAUAAUCCACAAGUUGAAUGA